This is a messenger RNA of Ceratitis capitata (Mediterranean fruit fly), 1089 nucleotides long. RefSeq lists its product as uncharacterized. The coding region runs from base 127 to 939 and encodes 270 amino acids. The record is from RefSeq and is a predicted model, not a curated record. Lineage: Eukaryota; Metazoa; Arthropoda; Insecta; Diptera; Tephritidae. The transcript has a single exon.
UGGAAUUAUUUCCUUUAGAAUACUUAAAGCGCACGCUGCAAAUCGGUCAAUUCGUUCGAUUCUCGGGAAAAAUACAUAAAAUACUGUUCGGCGAAUAUCAUACCAAUCCGACAAACAACAGGUAGUAUGAAGCCGGCAUACCUGUCCGUGAGUCAGCAGCACUCGUCUAUUAGCAUUAGCAGGAACUUGAAGUACUAUUUGCUACUGCUCAGUUGUCUGCAGACUUUUAAUGGCACCAAAGCGUACACCAUCAGUGGUAGAUAUUGCAAGCAGAAUGUCAGCGUUAAAUAUCAAGUGUCAGUGAUGCGUGAAAUUCAACCAGUACGACGCAGUUUGCAAUUGAAAUAUGAAACCGACAAUGCUCAGACCAUCAGUAAAGACACCGAAAACUACCUUACAUACGAACCACGCGUGCGUUGGGAGACCAAAAGUAUUUGCUGCCCCGGCUAUCGUGCGCUGUUUUUCGGUUUCUGUGAACCGAUCUGCGAUAGUGCGUGUCCCCGCUUUAGCUAUUGUGCCACACCUAAUCGUUGUGAGUGUUUGCCAGGCUAUAGCGAACAUCAUCCGAACAACAAGCAGGAGCAAUUGCUUGACUGCCGGCCAUUUUGUGAGGAUGGUUGUCCGCCGCAUAGCUAUUGUGUGGCACGUAAUCGCUGCGAAUGUCGGCAGGGCUUUAGUGAUACAAGCAAAUGGUGGUUUUUACCAUUGAAAUGUGAGCGUAUUCGCUGUGCAGCGCCGGAUCAGCGUUAUGACGUGAAACAGGGUUUGUGUGUAAAGAUCGAGAUGAGUAUGGAAGAGCUGAUGCGAAAGGUCGCAGAACGGUUGUCCAAGGGCUUGAAUGAUAGUGUGUCGUUGGGUAGCGACGAGGAGGAGGAUGAAGAUGAGGAAGUAAACGAAAUUUUACCCGAAACGACGUUGGGUACUCGGAGCGAGGAGUAGUCAUUACUUUCACUGCGUUGCUUAAAUUUAGUUUCACUGUACACAAUUUUUAUAUGAUUUCUUUUUAUAUGUUUUAAUAUAAAUAAAUAAAUAAUUUUGAAGAAAUAUGCAAAUUUUUAACACCGACCGCAAUUUCUUCUCCUAAAUAUA